UUCGGUAACUUCCACAACAGUUGUGUCUUAUGAACGCGACCAAUGGCGUUUAGUUCAUUGCUACGAGGUUCAUUGUUAUCUGUAAUCUGAGUAGGUCUUAUGUAUUGUGAGGUUAAAUGUAAAUGAAUAUUGAAAAAAUUAGCAGGUUAAAUGUGAUAUUUCUGUUUUAUUACAUAUUUCAACCUCAAAUGGUAGCUUAAAGAUGAAUCAAAUAACUCAUCUUUCAACAGAAGUUCUUAUUAAAAUAUUUGAGUACUGUCCAAUAUCUACUUUAGGUGUACUUCAAAGAACUUGUAAAAGGUUCUAUAAAAUAAUACAGAAAGCUACAACAUUAGGAAAUGUAACUCCUAUUUUAAGUACAAAUCAAUUACAUAGCGAGAUGCGAAACAGAUGUAACAAAUUUUUUGAUCUAAAACAUAAGUAUCGUAUUUCUCGAAACUGGAUGAAUGGUAUUUAUCAAGAAUGUAUAUUGGCCAAAGACAAGAAAAGGUAUAUUCCAUAUCUUGUCCUACAAAAGGACAGGUUGUGGUUAAGUAAAGCAAAUCGAAUACAUUUGUAUAAAAGGAACAGGCGUGGCAUGUCAUAUUCAACGUUUAUAGCAAUGCAGAGCAAGUCGGAUAUAUGUAAAUUUGCUAUACAGAAAAAUUGUCUUGUUAGUGGUCAAAGGGAUGGUAGUGUAUUUAUUUCGAAUUUAAAAUCGGAUCGUUUACAUUUAGAAAAUUGUCAUAGAUUGGAUAUUGAAGCAAUUAAUUUUGUCGACGAUUUUUUUGUAACUGGAUCAAAGGAUACAUAUGUGAAACUGUGGCCUUUAAAACAGGAACUUCAACAUCCUUAUGUACCAAUUUCCAGUGUUAGCGUUGGUGAUCGUAUUUGGUCAAGCGCGACAAGCUCGAAAAAUUCAUUACUAGUUAUAGGAACUGGUGGGCAUAAUGGUGUAGCACCUAUUCAAAUUUUAGAUUUAAGUAGAUUUACAGUAAUAUCGGAACUGGGAAAAGAUUUUCCCAUUGGUGCGGGCGUUUUGGGAUUGAAAUGGGAAGACCCACAUACGUUACUGUCGUGCGGUUAUGACAAAAGCAUCCGUAAUUGGGACAUGCGAAGUGGGCAGUGUGUACAAGUGUGGACAGAUCCAUUUAAUGCGACUAUAUAUUGUUUCGAAACAGAUAACUGCUGCACACUAGUAGCGGGAACGCAAACUAAUGGAAGAGUGGUGUUAUGGGAUAUGCGAACAGUGCGUUAUGUGCAAAUGUAUUUUAUGGAAGUUUGUAAGACAUCUUUUAAAAGCUCCCCAAUAUAUAGUUUAUCUUUUGACGCUUUUGAGUUGUUUGCUGCUUCGGAUUGCAAUUUAACAGUUUUAGACUUUUCUGUACAUUCAGGGAUAGAAAAAAAUUAUAAUAUGUAUGGAAUGUGA
Molecule: messenger RNA, 1408 nt
Organism: Photinus pyralis (common eastern firefly)
Lineage: Eukaryota; Metazoa; Arthropoda; Insecta; Coleoptera; Lampyridae
Product: F-box/WD repeat-containing protein 4
Exons: 5
Coding region: 203-1408 (401 amino acids)
Biological process (GO): SCF-dependent proteasomal ubiquitin-dependent protein catabolic process
Cellular component (GO): SCF ubiquitin ligase complex
Molecular function (GO): protein binding
Source: RefSeq, a predicted model, not a curated record